AUGACUGCCUCCAGCGCGGACCAGUGCAUCGAGCACCUGCUGAGCGCCGUGGAGAGCGAGCUGCAGAAGGGCAGCGAGAAGGGCGACGCCUCGGAGAGGGACAUCAGGGUGGCCCUGGAGGACGGCGAGCUGUGGGCCAAGUUCAAGGAGCUCACCAACGAGAUGAUCGUGACCAAAACGGGCCGGCGCAUGUUCCCCGUGCUGCGGGUCGGCGUGUCGGGCCUCGACCCCAACGCCAUGUACACCGUGCUGCUGGACUUCGUGGCGGCGGACGCGAACCGCUGGAAGUACGUGAACGGCGAGUGGGUGCCGGGGGGCAAACCGGAGCCGCAGAGCCCGAGCUGCGUGUACAUCCACCCCGACUCGCCCAACUUCGGGGCGCACUGGAUGAAGACGCCCGUGUCCUUCAGCAAAGUCAAACUGUCCAACAAGCUCAACGGAGGAGGACAGAUCAUGCUCAACUCCCUGCACAAAUACGAGCCGCGGAUACACAUUGUCAAGGUGGGAGGCAUUCAGAAGAUGAUCACCAGCCGGUCGUUUCCGGAGACCCAGUUCAUUGCCGUGACAGCGUAUCAGAAUGAAGAGAUCACUGCGCUGAAGAUCAAGCACAAUCCAUUCGCAAAGGCGUUCUUGGAUGCAAAAGAAAGAAGUGACCACAAAGACGCAGCUGAACACGGUGGGGAUGGUCAGCAGCCCGGAUAUGCGCAACUUGGCGGCUGGUUUCUGUCCGGCAACAACCCCAUCUGUCCCAGCAGCAGCCCUGGCCAGUUCAGCGGGAGUCCUUUGCCCUCCGGCUCGUACUGCGAUCGCUACCCCGGCCUGAGGGCCCACCGGGCCUCUCCGUACCCCAGUCACUACUCGCACCGCAGCGCCAACACGAACAACUACAUGGACAACAGCUCACCUGGUCUGGGGAGCCAUGACGGCUGGCCAGCUCUGCAGGUCCCCAGCUCAGCCGGGAUGGGUGCGCUCCCUCACAGUGCCGGCGCCGCAUCCAACCCUAGCCAAUAUGCAGGCUUGUGGCCGGUGACCGGGACGUCCCUCAACCCCUCGGGCUCCCCCACGGGUGGGCUGACAUCUCAGUUCCUGCGCAGCCCCUCGGUGUCCUACUCGGGCCUGGCUGCUUCCUCCCUGCCGGCAUCCUCACCGUCGCCCAUGUACGACGCCAGCCUGGCCGAGGUGGGCGGCGGCGAUGCCCAGUUUGAGAAUUCCAUUGCCCGGCUUGCGGCCUCCUGGAGCACCCCCGUAGCGCAGAGCUAUUGAACACAUGGCGUCUCUUUCUGGCCCCUUGAACUCCUCCGCCUACAGCCCAUAAGGCCUCGCUGCAUGAACCCCUCCCCCCACCCAACACCCUCCCCCCUAAGGGAGCUCCACUACUCGUGGGUGUUAGAGACUGUCCCAACUGAGUGGGAGUU
Molecule: messenger RNA, 1415 nt
Organism: Scleropages formosus (Asian bonytongue)
Lineage: Eukaryota; Metazoa; Chordata; Actinopteri; Osteoglossiformes; Osteoglossidae
Gene: tbxta
Product: T-box transcription factor Ta
Exons: 8
Coding region: 1-1263 (420 amino acids)
Biological process (GO): mesoderm formation; positive regulation of DNA-templated transcription; somitogenesis
Cellular component (GO): nucleus; chromatin
Molecular function (GO): DNA-binding transcription factor activity, RNA polymerase II-specific; RNA polymerase II cis-regulatory region sequence-specific DNA binding
Source: RefSeq, a predicted model, not a curated record